AUGCCCGUCGCACUCGUCGUACGUGAAAAUAAGCAACUUGUUAUUGAAAAAUUUGAUCUACCUAAAUAUGGUCCUAAAGAUCUUCUGAUUAAAGUGACUCACGUUGCUCAAAAUCCAACAGAUUGGAAACAUGUUCAUUAUGGUAUGGCUAAACCGGGAUCUAUUGUUGGUUGCGAUUUUUCGGGUGAAGUUGCUGAAAUUGGCAAAGAAGCUAUUGGUAAUUAUACAAAAGGUGAACGUGUAGCUGGAUGUGUUCAUGGUGGUCAAGAUCCUCAGUUCGAUGUUCGUGGUGCUUAUUCUGAAUAUGUCGUUCAAGAAGCAUCGCUUGUCUUUCGUUUUCCAUCUACAAUAUCACCAGAAGCAGCUGCAACUAUUCCACUAGCUUCAAUUACUGCAGCUCUCGGUUUAUUUCAUGAAAUGAAAUUACCACUUCCACCUGCCACUUCUCAAGUACCUGUUCUUAUUUGGGCUGGUAGUACGAGUGUUGGUCAAUAUUCAAUUCAAUUGGCUAAAGCAGCCGGAUGUUAUGUCAUUACUACAGCAUCACCUGCUCGUCAUGAUUAUUUAAAAGAACUUGGUGCUGAUGUUUGUUUCAAUUAUAAAGAUGCUAACGUUGUCUCACAGAUAAAACAAGCAGCGAAAGACAAUUUAGCUUAUGCUAUUGAUUGUAUAUCAGAAAAGGAAUCAAUAGUACAAGUAUGUGCUACGCUAACAGGUAAUAAUUCUCAAGUAGCUACUGUUCUACCUGGUGUAUCAAAUGAAAUACCAUCACAUGUUAAGGAACGUCCAGUUAUGAUGUAUACGACUUUUGGACGAUCUAUGCAUGUUUUUGGUCAAGAUUAUCCAGCAAAACCACAAGAUAAAGAAUUUGCUGAAAAAUUCUAUAAACUAUUAACGGAUGUCUUAUUACCAGAAGGUCUUGUUAAACCAAACAAAGUAUGUAAAAUAUCAGGCGGACUUAAUGCAGUUGAACAUGGAUUUAAACAAAUGAUGGACAAUAAAGUAACAGCUGAAAAGUUGGUUUAUACAUUGGCUGAAACAACAAACAACUAG
Messenger RNA from Adineta steineri, 1053 nucleotides. The record is from the annotation of a GenBank genome assembly. NCBI's taxonomy places the organism in Eukaryota, Metazoa, Rotifera, Eurotatoria, Adinetida, Adinetidae.